Molecule: messenger RNA, 5025 nt
Organism: Salarias fasciatus (jewelled blenny)
Lineage: Eukaryota; Metazoa; Chordata; Actinopteri; Blenniiformes; Blenniidae
Product: protocadherin alpha-C2-like
Exons: 3
Coding region: 185-2629 (814 amino acids)
Biological process (GO): homophilic cell-cell adhesion
Cellular component (GO): plasma membrane
Molecular function (GO): calcium ion binding
Source: RefSeq, a predicted model, not a curated record
AGAGCCGUGCGUAACGGCAGUGUGUGUUACUGUGGCGUGUGUGUGUGUGUGUGUGAAUGGCCUACUGCUGCAGCUACAACUCGUGGAGGCAAGAAUGACACCGGCGCUCCCCGGCACCAGCACUACCAGAUCGUAAGGGCGGAUUUGUUUCAUUUCUAGACAGGGAAAGGAGAGAGGCUUAACAAUGGCGCUGAUCGCUGCAUAUUUACGGACACGAUUAAUCGUGGCUGCUUUUUCAUUCAUGGCACUGUGGGGAUUUGCGCUCUCCAUCACUCGCUACUCCAUACCGGAGGAGAUGGAAGAGGGCUCCUUUGUUGCCAACCUGGCCACGGAUCUGGGUCUGGACGUCCGCAGCUUGGAGGAGCGCAACGCGAAGCUCGAUGUCAUUCACAGCAAAAAUUACCUAGACAUCAACAAAGACACGGGGGAGCUGCUGAUCCGGGAGAAGAUGGACCGGGAGAGCAUAUGCAUGACUAAAACCACCUCGUGCUUUCUGAAAAUGGAUGUCAUACUUUCGAACCCGGUUCGCAUUUUCAACAUCGAGCUGGAGAUCAUGGACAUCAACGACAACGCGCCCGUGUUUCGCCGGAAGACAAUGCACUUGGACAUUUCGGAGGCAACCCCUCCCGGUGAGAGAUUCUCAUUGACAAACGCCGUGGAUGCGGAUGUGGGGGCGAAUUCAAUCAAAACCUACUAUCUGAGCGAGAGCAAAUACUUCAACAUCGACAUACAGACGGGCAGCGACGGCUCCAAAUAUGUCGAUUUGGUGCUCAGCGGUAAUUUGGACCGAGAAACGCAGGCGGUUCAUAAUUUGAUUCUGACCGCUGUGGAUGGAGGGGUGCCUCCCCGCUCCGGAACAGCCAGCAUCAUUAUUAAUGUCUUGGAUAUCAAUGACAACGCCCCCAAGUUCAGUCAGCCGGCGUUUGCAGUCAAUGUCUCGGAGAACUCAGCGGUAGGCACAGUGGUUCUGACCUUAAACGCAACAGACUUGGAUGAGGGCACAAACGCCCAGUUAGUUUACUCAUACACGCUUUACACUUCAGAGAAGACGCAGGAGCUGUUCUCGCUCGAUGCAAACACGGGGGAGAUCAAGGUGAAAGGGGUGAUCGAUUAUGAGGAUAUUCAAAGUUUUGAGAUGUUCAUACAGGCUCAGGACAGAGGCGCAAACUCCCUGUCGGGGCAAUGCAAAGUCAUGGUGUUCAUCACAGAUCUGAAUGAUAACUACCCAGAGGUGACCAUCAAGUCUGUGAAGAGCUCUCUGAGUGAGGACGUCUCCGUGGGGACGCUGAUCGCUGUGGUCAGCGUCAGCGACAGGGACUCCGGACCCAACGGGGAAGUGGAGCUCUCUUUGAACCAGCAAGCCAUCUUACCCUUCACCCUCAACAAAUCCUCAGAAGGCUACUUUGAACUGCUGGUGUCGAGACCGCUGGACCGGGAGAUGAUCAGCAAAUACGAGAUCAUACUGAGAGUGACAGAUAAAGGCUCACCACCGCUGUCUGAAAACGAGACCAUCACCUUGGAGAUCCUGGACGUCAACGACAACGCGCCCACGUUCUCCCAGUCCUUCUACACAAUCCACGUCAUGGAGAACAAUCUACCGGGCGCGUUGCUGACGUCGUUAAGUGCAUUUGACCCCGAUCUCAAUGAAAACCAGUACUUGGUUUAUUUCAUAAUGGAGAAAGAGAUUGUGAACACGUCGAUGUCGAUGCUUUUCUCCAUCAAUCCAGAAAACGGCGAUCUCUACGCUCUGAAGACCUUUGAUUAUGAGCGAGAGAGGGAGUUCCUCUUUCACAUCGAAGCCAGAGACUCCGGCGUUCCCCCGCUGAGCAGCAACGUGACUGUUCACAUCGUCAUUCAGGACCAAAACGACAACACUCCUCUCAUCGUGUCGCCUUGGCGAGCGCAGGGCUCCGUGGUGGAGGAGGUGAUACCGAGGUCGACGGAGAAGGGCCACCUGGUGGCGAAGGUCAUCGCUAUCGACGCCGACUCUGAGCAGAACGCCAGAGUCACAUAUCAGCUCCUGCAGAUCACCGACGCUUCCCUCUUCAGCCUGGAUCAAUACAACGGAGAGAUCCGGACAACAAGGAUGUUCAGCUACAGAGACCCGAGACAACAGAGGCUGGUCAUCGUCGCCAAAGACAACGGCGACCCCGCUCUCUCUGCCACUGUCACCGUCAAGAUAUCGACGGUGGAGCACGCCGUGUCCUUUUCAGAGACGACCGAGUUACCGCUAGAGUAUGACGUCUUCUCAGACCUGAACCUGUACCUCGUGAUCGGUUUAGGAGCCGUGUCCUUCCUCCUCCUGAUAACCAUCUUGGUUAUAAUCGUCCUCAAGUGUCAGAAGCCGAAGCCAAAGGCCCUCAAGAUCCCGCCGGCUAACAGGAACAGCGUGAUCAGCAGAAACAGCGUGAUAAGCCAGAGAAGCUCCACCAUCGCAGACUCCACCCUGAUCUCCAGCGAUGCCUACUGGUACAGCUUGUUCCUCGCAGAGACCAGGAAGGGCAAAGUGGUCGUGAGACAGCCCAUCAUUCCCAAAGGCGCUGGGUAUUUUGUAUCCAGUAUACCCAGGAGUAUAGGGCCGAGCGAGACCACAGACUCCAGAGCGUCAACACUGGAGUACUCAAAAUGAAAGGAAGUCCAUUCUACAACUGGAGCAGGGGCCCAGAAGAGAACUGCCAUGAUAUAAUCAUCUCUUCAUGGGAGUUUCCGCCUGAGAUUCUUCCCGGUGACUCACAAAGAAGACGUAAAAGAGCUGUCCGCCCUCAUAGUCCCCCUGCUCCAACUCUGCUUUCUCUUCGGCUCCUCCAGCCCACACAACACAAGACGCCGAUCACCUCAGCUUCCGAACUUCCUUUGUUCUUUUAAGCAUGAAUCUGCAUGAUUCUACAAUGCGUCCCAAAGCCAUUUGGGCCACAAAUAAGAGUAUUUCUAGCAGGAUAGCAGGACAUUACUAAAGAGGCCUCAUGUAGUCGAAUCAUCCCCUCCUUAAUGCUUUCAAACUUGUCAUUGGACAAAUUCUGCCUUUUUCUCCAAGGUUUAUGCUGUGUGCUGUAGUUCUAGAAAUCAUCACUAGUAGUCAAUAUACUGAAGUCGCUAUCAUGCAAGCAGGGGUGGAAUCAGAAAACUCUUUGAGGGAGAUACCAAUUCUUCAACUUGGGAGGCGGGGCACCUUUAAAUGCGGAAACUUCAACUCUAGUUUGAUAUUGAAACUACCAAAGGCUCAUUUAUGCUUGCAAAAAACGAGAUGCGUGCUCUUAAAAAUGGUGCAAGUAUCAGUGCUUUUAUCCUUCCAUGAGUCCAAUGCAUUCCAAUAAGCAUUUGGAAAUCAAAGAUCAGCAUCUGGAACAAUUCAUUAACAAUAACAGGAAGUAGCACUGAUGUCAAUAUUGAGAAAGAGGCAAAGUCAAAGGUUUUGUUCGUCUAUGAUGAAGUUAAACACCUGUUUCCUGUUUGAUAUUCACAUCUGAUCUCACAACGUCCCCCGAUGGCGAACAGUGGUACUGCCCACAUUCGUAAAACUCAAGAAGACAAAUAAAAAUACAGAUGUAAUAACUUACAAUAACCUAACAAGACUUAAGAUGGACAGAAGCAGAUGGACGACUGGUGACCGAUAAGACUGCAAAAGGGGGGAGGUGCCCCGCUGUGCCCCCGUUGAACCUCCGCCCCUGCAUGUAUGAUCUGUUCUCAAGCUGUAUGAAACAUGCCUAAUCAUAACUACGCACAUGAAUCAGGGUGAAUUAGCUUCUUCCAUAAAUCUGAUAAAUACAUAACUUUAGCCGGUUAUGUCACUGAUUCAGGCUUUGCACUUGGUGAUUUUCUUUUUCUUUUCUUUUUUUUUAUAUAAACGUUUUUAUUGUACAAUGAGUCUUUCUGUUAAGUGAGACUAUCAAUUAGUAACUUUAAGAUUUAAAAAAAAUCUUUUUUUACAGUGUUUGUUGUGCUCAACAAGUUCAGAAUGUGUGAAAAUAACCAAAAAAAAAAAAAGAAGAAAAAAAAAGAAUGAAAGAAAAGUGUAAAAAUAAUUAGUUAUUCAUGGUUUCUCUUCUUCUUUGAUUGUAGAUAUUGUAGUUCUAUAGAAACGAUAAUGAGGCCAGAGAAGCGGAAAGUCAUUAACAUCGGAUGUGUUAUUCACACCUUAUCUGACUGGGGGAGACGUGAAUUACACUGCAAUACUGAGAUUACCCAUCAUGCUAAGAAGCUUCUGUACACUGUUUUCAGCCCGGCUCCUCUUGUCAGGGGUGAGCGAGUGAGCGAGGGACAUGGGGAAGGGAGGGGGGGGGGGGCGUCACCAGACCUACUUUUUACUCAGAUGUAAUCAAAAAUUGGAGCGAAGCCAGAGCAGGGAGCUCGCAAAACAUUCAAACACAAUGAACUGUCUUUUUCAAAACAGGCUCAAUUUAGCUUUCUUUGUAGGAGGAUUCGCUCUUGACUGGUUUUCCAUUUUAUUUCCUAAAACUGGUAAUUCAGGCACUGCACAUGGUGCAAAAUCAUCUUUAAAACGAUAACAAUUACAUAUAAAAAAUUGAGAAAUAAAUAUUUUGUAAGGAUAAAUGCUCUGUUUAUUGAAAAAAAAAAAGAAUAUUACAAAAUGUAUUUAUCUUUACAAGGGUACAAGGGGGGUAUAAGGUCCAGGCAAGGUGUUGUUUUAUGAAUAUUCAUGUUUUUAUAAAUAUUUUAUGUAUUAACUUUUAAUGCUGCUUUGUGUGAGCUUCUUCAAGGGCAUUUUGUGUUGCAUAUUUGUAGUUUAGUGCAUAUGAUGUUGUUUUGAUAGUGUACUGGAAAAAAAAAAAUCCAAUAAUAAAAAAAAUAAACUUUUCUUGACCUCAAAGGUAGCGCUGUUGCACUACUGUAAAGCCCAGGACUUUAAUUUCUCAGAAACAAGGAGCUUAUUAAGACCAUUCAUUAGGGUGCUAAGUGAGAGAAUAUAAUUGCAUGAGGCAAGAGGAUUGGAUUAUGAGAAGAAGAGCAUAGUGGUAAUUAUAGUUACAGUAUUGUAGUGCUGACUCUGCUAGUACAAGAAAAAAA